This is a messenger RNA of Dromaius novaehollandiae (emu), 2381 nucleotides long. Its product is annotated as myotubularin-related protein 9-like. Lineage: Eukaryota; Metazoa; Chordata; Aves; Casuariiformes; Dromaiidae. Gene Ontology annotation, cellular component: cytoplasm; membrane. Gene Ontology annotation, biological process: phosphatidylinositol dephosphorylation; negative regulation of autophagy. The record is from RefSeq and is a predicted model, not a curated record. The transcript is spliced from 11 exons. Gene Ontology annotation, molecular function: phosphatidylinositol-3-phosphate phosphatase activity. Bases 263 to 2131 code for a protein of 622 amino acids.
ACCGUUGCCGCCCGCAGCUGCUCCCUGCAAAGCGGUAGUUGCAUUUUCGCCCGCCACCAAAGCCCUCCCUGGCAGCGGGGACGGGGCGCGGGGGAUCCGGCUCGGGGUCCGAGCGCCGCCGGGGCCGAAGCACCGUCGCCGGCUCUGCCGGACCCACCGCUGCGCCGUGCCUCAGUUUCCCCCCGUGACAGCGCAGUUUGGGGGGAAAUGAGCGGUUUUCCCUGCAUUUUGCAGCAGGAAGCACCACGUGCCAUAGGCACCCAUGGGCGCCGGAGCCCCGGGCGUGCUGGGGCCGAGGCCGGUCGCCGCACCGGCGCGGCGGGAGGGGGGUCUCGGCGGCCGGGCCGUCGCGCUGCAGGGUUUCCCCCUCCCUCGCCAGCCUCCCCGGAGCAGCGCUGGCGCCGCCAUGGAGUUUGCGGAGCUGAUCAAGACGGCGACGGUGGAGAGCGUGCUGCUGUCGGGCGCGGGGCUGCCGCCGGUGCGGGGCACCCUGUGCAUCACCAGCCACCACCUGCUGCUCUCGUCCCGCCCGGGGGGGGACGGCGCCCCGGGCUCCGUCGAGCUCUGGCUGCUCAUCCGCAACGUGGACGCCGUGGAGAAGCGAGUGCAGAAUCUAGGCUGGUACCAGCCCCCCCGGACUAACGGCUCCCAGCGAGACACCAGGCUCGCCGGCUCCUCGGGCACCAUCACGCUCCGGUGCAAGGACCUGAAGGUGCUGCAGCUGGAGAUCCCGGGCAUGGAGGAGUGCCUCAACGUGGCCAGCUCCAUCGAGGCCCUCUCCUCCGUGGACUCCGUGAUGAUGCUGUACCCCUUCUUCUACCGGCCCCCGAGCCUGCGGCUCGAGGCGGGCUGGCACCUCUUCCCCCUCGAGCGGUACUACCAGCAAAUCGCCGCCCAGACGAGCCAGUGGCGGCUGAGCAGCAUCAACCGGGACUUCAGCGCCUGCCCCACGUACCCCCCCGCCGUCAUCGUGCCGGCGGCCGUGGACGACGAGGCCCUGAGGAAGGCGGCCCGGUUCCGGCAGGGAGGGCGAUUCCCCGUCCUCAGCUACUACCACCGGAAAAACGGCACCGUGAUGCUCCGCAGCAGCCAGCCGCUGACGGGCCCCAACCGCAAGCGCUGCCGCGAGGACGAGCUGCUGCUGGGGACGGUGCUGGACGAGGGCGAGCGCGGCUUCAUCAUCGACACGCGCUCGGCGCAGGCGGCGAAGCAGGCCCGCAUGACCGGGGGCGGCACCGAGCCCAAGGCCUCGUACCCGCGCUGGAAGAGGCUGCACCGGCCCCUGGAGAGAGGCCGGCCGCUGCAGGAGAGCUUCGCUAAGCUGGUGGACGCCUGCAACGACACCGCGCUCACCAUGGACCGCUGGCUGAGCCGGCUGGAGAGCUGCCGCUGGCUGAGCCACGUCAAGGCGGCCCUGAGCACCGCCUGCCUGGCGGCACAGUGCCUGGACAGGGAGGAGGCGUGCGUGCUGGUGCACGGGGCGGAGGGGACGGACACGACGCUGCUGGUGACGGCGCUGGCGCAGCUCAUCCUGGACCCGGGCUGCCGCACGCUGGCUGGCUUCCAGGGGCUGCUGGAGCGCGAGUGGAUCGAGGCCGGCCACCCCUUCCACCUCCGCUGCGCCCGCUCUGCCUACUCCCACGCCCGGCUCAAGCAGGAGGCUCCGCUCUUCCUCCUCUUCCUCGACUGCGUGUGGCAGCUGAGCCGCCAGUUCCCCUUCUCCCUGGAGUUCGGCGAGCAGCUCCUCCUCACCCUCUUCGACAACGCCUACGCCUCCUCCUACGGCACCUUCCUGGGCAACAACGAGAAGGAGAGGUGCCUGUGCAAAGUGAAGGAGAGCACACACUCGCUGUGGGCCUGGCUCAACGAGCCCGGGGAGAAGAAGAAGUACCUGAACCCUCUGUACUCGCACAACGCCCUGGUCAUCUGGCCCUCCGUGGAGCCGCAGAGCAUCCAGCUCUGGCAGGGUUUAUUCUUCCGCUGGAUCCGUUCAUCCGAGUACCUAGAUGAGGCCUGGGCUGAGAUCCAGCGAUUAGUAGAGAACGAUGACACCUCCGUGGAGGAGAGCGCGGGGAACAGACAGAGCCAGGCGCCCUCAGACACCGCUGCCCAGACUGAAAACAAGCGAUAAGCGGCAGCACGGGGGACGACGCGGGCGCAGCGCGGCCGCUCCCUCCCGCCACCUCGGGCGCCUGCAGGCUGCCGGGCCCAGGCAAGAGACGCUGCAGCUUUCCGCAGGAAGCGCUGCGCAGGACGCGCGCCCGGAGGAGCCCCGACGUGCCUGCAGCGCGAAGGACAUCCUUGGGAGGGUGGGACGGACUCACGCUAGCAGCCUGUGGGCUACGCAGACUGAGCUUGUUACAGUAAAGUGGUCUCUGUCA